AUGUUUCCCCUGCAGCUGCUCGCUCUCAUCUUCAUCACGCCGAGACACGACGUGAAGGAGAGGAGGAGGCGGAGAGAGGAGGAGGAGGAGGCGGACGGACGGACGGGGAGGAGGACAGACGGGAAGCGUGAGCUGGUUCUCAGGAGGGGAGACCUGCUGGAGGUUCCCAGGACUCUGUUCACACACUUUGGGAUUUACCUGGGGGGAGGCAGAGUUGCUCACUUCAUCCCAGACAUCAUGCCCGUCGUCUCCAGCGAUCAGCGUCGAAUCAGACAGAUGGUCACCAACAGCAGGCUCCUACUGGGAGUACUGGCCAAGUGUGGCAGCGUGAGGGUGGACUCAGUGGAGGACUUCGCCUACGGAUCAGAAAUACUCAUCAACGCCGUCGACCAGGUGUGCAGCCGCCCGGCCCUGCAGGCGGAGGAGGUGGCCAGGAGGGCGGAGAAGCUGCAGGGUCACGUGUCCUACAGCCUGCUGUGGUAUAACUGCGAACACUUCGUCAUGUACUGUCGAUACGGCACCGUCACGAGCUUCCAGACGUUUCAGUUCUGUAAGACAGUGAGGAAGCUGUUGCUGAGUCGGCGUGUUGCCAAGGCGACGGCGGUGAUGGGGCCAUGUCUGCUCCUCUACCUCGGAGCUGCGACCACCUGCUCAGCCCUGCUGGCCAUCCUGCUGCCCUUCCUCAUCUGGAUGGCCUCAUAAACACACACACACACACACAGUCUGCAG
Chelmon rostratus (copperband butterflyfish) is the source of this 729-nucleotide messenger RNA. RefSeq names its product lecithin retinol acyltransferase-like. The transcript is spliced from 5 exons. NCBI's taxonomy places the organism in Eukaryota, Metazoa, Chordata, Actinopteri, Chaetodontiformes, Chaetodontidae. Gene Ontology annotation, molecular function: phosphatidylcholine-retinol O-acyltransferase activity. The record is from RefSeq and is a predicted model, not a curated record. The coding region runs from base 1 to 702 and encodes 233 amino acids. Gene Ontology annotation, biological process: retinol metabolic process.